Molecule: messenger RNA, 1453 nt
Organism: Menidia menidia (Atlantic silverside)
Lineage: Eukaryota; Metazoa; Chordata; Actinopteri; Atheriniformes; Atherinopsidae
Source: the annotation of a GenBank genome assembly
UAGUGAGCAGUUGCGCACAGUCCGAUCUGAUUUCUGAUAUUUGAGGCAGCAGUUUUGUGCACAAGUUUCCAGAGUGGGUGUUCAGCGUUUUCUGCGCAACAAGACUUCAGGAAACCAUGACGCAUUCAGAGGGCUGAGCUCUUUUCAGGGGAAUUUGGCAGUCUGAGCCAGUUUACGCGUACUCCUCACCAACCCAAGAAGACUCACCACGGAACGGACUUCAUUUCCACCUUGUUUGGCUGAAACGGGACAACUUUAAGGAUGAAACUUAUCCUGCUCCUUCUUAUCUCCUGCCUCGCCUUGCAGAACGGAAAAGGAGCACCGAGGACAGCUGUGUAUAAGUUUGUGAGAUGCAAUCCUGAGGGUGACCAGGCCAACUGUGUGACUCAACAAGGCCCUGAGAUGCCGUGGAGCUCGGACCUACCUUCCAAGCUGCCUGCUUCCACAGCACAGUAUCUAGAGGCAGAACCUGAGGAGGAUGAAAGUCCACUGGGGGAGGACGAAGUCGAGGAAGAGGAGGAAUCACCCAUGAUGAAUGAGGAGGGAGACCCGCUUGGCAUUUUCCAAAGUGAGGAAGCUUCUGGCUAUGAAGGCUCCGCAGUAGAGGGUCCAUAUUAUGCAGGCUGGGCCACUCCGGCUGAAAGCGACACAGGCUCUGGUGAGGCCUGGGCAGACAUCGUCCAGCUCAAAGGGCAAAAUGUGAGGAGCAUGAGGAAAUUGUUCCCAAGCAGUCAUACCACUGGUGAGGUGAAACCCACAGAGAAGGACCUUGAAGAAGACCACCUUCUGAAGCUGUAGAUGCUUCCACACUGCGAGCAUCUAUUUUAACGACCCAUCGAGUCAGAUAAUAACAUUUAUAUUGCAGCAAAAAAUGGUCACAUAAAGACCAACAAUACAUUUUGGACACUUGGUGAGAUUGUUAACUCUGUUAAAACAGAUUCCAAAUUAAAUAACUGGUCAGUAUAAAUGAUUUUCAACUAUGCUGACUAAUAUAAGUAUUUGUGCUUUCCUGAGAAAAGAAAACAUGCUUUGUAAUACUGCAUAAAAAAAUAAUUUCAACAUUGAAAACACACAAAUGCUAGUGCAAUAAUAUUAUACCUUUGUCUAUGUAUUGCUCCUUUUACCCAGCUCUCACUGUUUUUUGGGGGGGAUUUAUAGGCUAAACAGAGACAUUUUUAUAUUAUUUGAUCCGCCUCCCUCCGAUAUUGUGAUGCUUUACACUUAACCAGGAUGAUAUUGCACCAUAGUCUGGUCACGAUACUGGAUCAGAGAAUUCUGUGUGCAGAGACCCCUCACAAAUCAGUUCAGAUUCUCUUUACAAGUACAAGCUUAAAUAUGUACUAUGAAUAUACAAGCAUUUCAACCAUAGACUGUUUAUGAUUUCAAAGUACUUCACAUUGUCUGGUGUGCAUCUGAAAUGCUGCAGUCAAUAAAGGAUUAUAACAACUUUAAA